Daphnia pulicaria is the source of this 1159-nucleotide messenger RNA. RefSeq names its product DNA-directed RNA polymerases I and III subunit RPAC1-like (gene Polr1C). The record is from RefSeq and is a predicted model, not a curated record. NCBI's taxonomy places the organism in Eukaryota, Metazoa, Arthropoda, Branchiopoda, Diplostraca, Daphniidae. Gene Ontology annotation, molecular function: protein dimerization activity; DNA binding. Gene Ontology annotation, cellular component: RNA polymerase I complex; RNA polymerase III complex. Gene Ontology annotation, biological process: DNA-templated transcription. The transcript has 8 exons. Bases 64 to 1125 code for a protein of 353 amino acids.
CACAAUAGUCAUUAUUUUUCGAUUUUUCCCUCGUCCCGACACGUGUUAAAGCUCAACGGAAAAAUGAGUAAAAGUAAAGUUAAAUAUUCAUCAAGCAAGGAAUAUAUUGAUGAAAGUAGGAAUGAACUCGUGCUGACAGAAUUCGAAGUUCUUAAUGCUGAAGCCACAGACUUCCCAGGAAAUCAUUAUGGGUUUGACGACAGUUGGAGUUUUGAAAAGUUCAAAAAGAGGCUGAAAAUUAACAUUGUCCGCAUGGAAAAUAUGGAAAUGGAGUUUGAUUUGAUUGGUGUUGAUCCAGCCAUACCAAAUGCUUUUCGUCGCAUUUUGCUGUCUGAUAUUCCCACCAUGGCCUUCGACAAAGUCUUCAUGUUCAACAAUACCUCAAUCAUCCAAGAUGAAGUCUUGGCCCACAGACUGGGACUGAUACCAUUGAAAGCUGACCCAAGAUUGUUUGAAUUCAGAGCUGAAGAUGAUGAUACUGGGACUCCUGAAGAUACACUUGAAUUUGAGUUAAAAGUGAAAUGUUCGUGGAAUCCUCAAAGAACUAAAGAUCAUACAAAUCCUGAACACUUGUACAGGGAUUUCAGAGUUUUGACAUCUCAUUUGAAAUGGAUUCCACUGGGUGGCCAAAAAGAUAUCUUCACCCCUGAUGCAGUUGGACCAGUUGACGAUAAUAUUCUAAUCGCAAAAAUGAGACCUGGUCACGAACUCGACAUCAAAUUGCACGCAAUGAAAGGGACCGGCCGAGAACAUGCAAAAUUCUCACCCGUUGCUACCGCAUUUUACCGUCUCCUUCCACAAGUGAAGCUUCUUAAGGAAGUGGAAGGUGAAGCUGCCCAAAGAUUACAAAAGUGCUUUUCCCCUGGGGUUAUUGAUUUGGUUGACUCAGGUGAAAAGAAGGUUGCCAAAGUCAACGAUGCCCGAUAUGACAUCUGCAGCCGCAACGUAUUCCGUCACGAAGAUCUAAAAGAGGACACUGUAAAGCUGACCCGAGCACGCGACCAUUUCAUCUUUUACAUCGAGUCUACUGGAGCACUGGCGCCGGAGGUCCUCUUCACUGAAGCCGCCAAGAUCCUGUCACAAAAAUGCCGUGUAUUUUUGGAUGAAUUGAAGAAUGGACUGUAGGAAUGGUAUCCUAAAUAGACGCGUUGAUUCAUGA